Molecule: messenger RNA, 807 nt
Organism: Fusarium verticillioides 7600
Lineage: Eukaryota; Fungi; Ascomycota; Sordariomycetes; Hypocreales; Nectriaceae
Exons: 3
Coding region: 1-807 (268 amino acids)
Source: RefSeq, a predicted model, not a curated record
AUGUCCGAUCCGCUUUCUGUGGCGGGGAGCGCGGUCGGCAUCAUUUCGCUGGGUAUACAGGUCUGUCAAGGCCUGAUAUCUUACAUUCAAUCCCUCAAAGGACAAGAUCAAGACAUACAGGAUAGUCUGAACGAGGUUCAAACUAUCAUAUCAAUCCUAUACUCGUUGAAGGGUAUUUUACCAAAGAUCGACAAAAGCUCAGCUGAAACACCAGCCCUUCGUCGGUGCUUGGCCGAGAGUGAAGCAAAGCUUCGUGAAUUCCAGCAAUUCUCGCUCAAGCUCCGUGGUGCGGAAAGUACAGAUCAUGAUGUGUUGAGAAAGAUGGAUAGUGCCAGACGUGCGCUAUUAUAUCCGUUGCGGGAAGGAAAACUGAAAUCACUUUGCCAAUCAUUGAAGGGAUUGCUUCAGAAUUUGAGUCUCGGUCUGGAUUUAACCUCAUUGGACAUUGUAGCCGGAAUCCAUACUAAUGUUGAGGACCUUGGAAAUGCUUUCAAAGACCAAGGCGCAAAUGUGGCCAAGAUCUCUGAUCAACUUCAACUCCUAGACAACAGCAUGGAAUCCUGCUAUAAGGAUUUGAAGACUGAAAUAUCUCAGGCUCAAAUGUUUGCGCAAGAUUUGCGACAAAAGAUUGGUGGACAGCUGACGCUGAUCAAGACUGACGUUGGCUCUCUUUUGUCCAUCAAUCGACGCCAGCAAGAAGACAUAAAUGAAUGUUUUAUGAAAGCUUUGGACGAGCUUAAACAACAAAAGAACUUUGAGAAUGAGUUGAUACGAACAACGCUGAAUUCCGUUAAAGGGUAUGGAUAA